Trichosurus vulpecula (common brushtail) is the source of this 1235-nucleotide messenger RNA. RefSeq names its product complement C1q binding protein (gene C1QBP). Gene Ontology annotation, cellular component: mitochondrial matrix. The transcript is spliced from 6 exons. Bases 205 to 1044 code for a protein of 279 amino acids. The record is from RefSeq and is a predicted model, not a curated record. Gene Ontology annotation, biological process: cytosolic ribosome assembly. NCBI's taxonomy places the organism in Eukaryota, Metazoa, Chordata, Mammalia, Diprotodontia, Phalangeridae.
ACCUUGAACAUCUUCCCUGGGGCACGCGCAAAACAAACGCUAUCAACGCCUCACGGCGAGGGGCGCUGUGACCCUCCGAGGCGGUGCAGGAACUUCCGGGGCGGGGCAAUCCUGUGCCCUUCCGGCCUGGGGAUAGUCAGGCGUGCUCUGCGCUUUCCGCUGUCUUUCCGCUGUCGCUACCACCGUCAUCCGCGUGUUUCGGUCAUGGCCCCGUUGCUGCUGCCCCUGCUGCUGCGCCCUGCAGCCCGGGCCCUGCGCCCCACAGCCCUCCCGACGCUGCGCCCCGCCGUGGCCGCCGCCACCCGCGCCUUCGGAGGCUUCCUGGGAGGAGGAAUCGCCAGCGGGCCGGGGCCCGCGCGCCCCCGCCUCCUGCAGCCGCUCCGGAGCGCGCCCGGUCUAUGCUCGUGCACGUGCGGAGGACUCCACACCGAGGGGGACAAGGCCUUUGCUGAAUUCUUGACAGAUGAAAUUAAAGAGGAGAGGAAGAUCCAGAAACACAAAUCCCUCCCCAAGAUGUCUGGGGAUUGGGAACUGGGUGUGCAAGGGACAGAAGCCAAGUUAGUCCGGAGAUUAGCUGGUGAGAGGAUCACAGUCACAUUCAAUAUUAACAACAGUAUCCCACCGACAUUUGAUGACGAGCCACCAGAGGGACAGAAAACCCAAGAACAGCAAGAGCCUGAACUUACAUCAACCCCGAACUUUGUGGUGGAGGUUGUGAAGGAUGAUACCAAGAAGGCCCUUGUGCUGGACUGCCACUAUCCAGAGGAUGAGGUUGGACAGGAAGAAGAGGAUGAGAGUGACAUCUUCUCCAUCCGGGAAGUUAGCUUUCAGCCCGCUACUGAAUCCGACUGGAAGGAUACAAACUACACACUCAACACAGAUUCGCUGGACUGGGCCCUGUACGACCACUUGAUGGACUUCCUGGCUGACCGAGGGGUGGACAACACGUUUGCAGAUGAACUGAUCGAGCUCAGCACAGCCCUAGAGCACCAGGAGUACAUCAACUUUCUGGAAGAUCUGAAAGGGUUUGUCAAGUGUCAGUAGGAAGGCCUGAGGCUGCGAGCCGUGCAGGACACCCAGAGCCCUUCCUUCCAAGAGAAUGUUAUCUAGAAGCUAUCAUGGAGAAAAUACUGCCAGGUGUAAAUUAUGUUGCCUAACCCUUUAUUUCCUUCCUCUGCUGGCUUUUGUACACUACCACAGAAUGCCGAGAAAUAAAACCCUUGGAUCUCUCCAGC